Messenger RNA from Raphanus sativus (radish), 2207 nucleotides. Its product is annotated as receptor homology region, transmembrane domain- and RING domain-containing protein 2-like. NCBI's taxonomy places the organism in Eukaryota, Viridiplantae, Streptophyta, Magnoliopsida, Brassicales, Brassicaceae. Bases 587 to 1345 code for a protein of 252 amino acids. The record is from RefSeq and is a predicted model, not a curated record. The transcript is spliced from 5 exons.
AAAGGUUUAUUUUAAAAAUGGUCUCAUGCAGUUGGAGACAAAUUUAAUUUGUAAUCAAAUUAGGCCUGUUAAUGGUUCUAACAUUCACCGAUCCAAAUUGGCAAUACACAUCCCGCCGCGGAAGAGAAAAAACGCGCCAUUAAAAUGUGCCGCUAAAAAAGAACACCUGAGAUUGUCUUUUCCAGUCAACAGUCAACGAACGGUACUAUCAAAAACCUGCGAAGACCCACCCCUUCUCCUGAUUCCUCUUUCUCGCCACUGUAAACCUAACCGUUUCUCAACCGUCGCGUUUCGUGCUCUCGCUGGUGUUUAUCCGAUCCUGUGCCGUUGCUGGUUCUCGACGCGUUGAAGGCGACGAUGACUACGACGACUGAUGGAGAGGAGGAGGAGGAGGAGGAGGAGGAGGGGGGGGGGGGAAGCAAUCAAAGCUCUCAGUCGAUUUGAAGGAGAAGAUUGAUCUCACUGAGAACGAGCGGGAGAUUUUUGAUCGGUUUCUCGGUACUCUCCGUUUUUGCAACCUCGACACGCAGCUUCGCGUCGCGGGUGGUUGGGUUCGCGAUAAGAAUUUCUCAGCAGCGAAGGACGGAUGAAUCUUGUUGCUCUCGUAUUCGGGAUCCUCGCGCUGUUACAUAUCUGGACGGAUUCUCUUGUCGACAUCAAACCUAAUUUCUCUUCAGGCAAAGUGAUUUUGAUGGCUUCCAAUACCGAUCUCGAAGCUAAUUUCUUUUCACUUCCAUCAUCGAAGUCACCUGGGCCAAGAGAAGGAGUGCUUUACGUGGCUGAGCCUCUCGACGCUUGCCAAAAGUUGAGCAAUAAACCAGAGCAGAGCCCUAAUGGGAUUUCCCCCUUUGUAUUGAUCGCAAGAGGAGGAUGCAAUUUUAAGGAGAAAGUAGAAAACGUGGUUAGAGCUGGUUUUAAAGCUUUCAUAGUUCAUGAUGAUGUACACCGCGACAUUUUGGUACCAGGUAGAGUCAUGUUUUCAGAGGCAAAUAACUCCAAGAUUAAGAUUGAUCAUGCAGCUUUUGUCAGCAAAGCAAAUGGAGAAACACUAAGCAAGUACGUUGGUGUGGGCCAUAUCAAUGCCAGUGUGUUGUUGGUUCCUAGGUUAAACAAACCUGAGUGGUGGAUCUUCAUCGUAUCAUUCUUGAUCGGAGUUGGUGCUGCUCUGGCUGCUUGCAUUUUCCUAUUAAGACAAGCUUCUCGAGAUCUUCAGCUUGGUGCAGGGCGUACCAUCGAACAUGGAUCUCAUAGGACGGCUCAGAGUGGUGCAGUCAGACGUGUAUUCUCACAGGAUGAUAGAAUUGUCGGCUGUAAAAUCGUCUUUGUAAUAUUCUCAUCGUUGUAAUAGCAUAAUUAAUCGAUAAUAAUCGAUUCAGACGUUAAAAAAAGUUUUAUAAGAAAAAAUUUAUCAAAUAAGUGUAUACCAGAAAAUUAAUUAAACGAACUACAUAAAUUUUAUUAAAAGUUCAUAAAAACAGAUUAAAAUAAUUAAAAAACUAAUUUAAAUAAUAGCUCAUUUGACUUUUAUAUUUAAGAUAAAUAAAAAUAUUAUAGUUAUAUUUUUCCAAUUUACAUAAAUUACCAUCAUGUUUGUCAUAUUUAAAUUGAUGAAACGAGAUUUAAACGGUUUCUGACAUACACAUCAAUUUUGGAUGAAUGAAAUUAAACUCGUAAUGUUAACUAAAUUAAUAACAUCAUAAGUUGAGCGAUGUUGUCAUGCAUAAUAUAUACUUCGUGUAACUAAGUAUACAUUAGUUUAGUUUGCAUGGUUAGCCAUGUGAUGUCAAUAAUUUAUGUAGUCAGAAAUCAUUUUUCUUUUUCCUGCGAAUUCCUGCUCUCUAAACUAUAUUUGCUUUCUAUUAUAGUUUAUUUUAGGCUCUGAAUGGUAACAGUGGAUUGAGCCAGUUCAACUGCUUUGUAAUUUUAGCGGUUAUAAAAGUGUAUAAAUAUAUAGUAUAUGUUGAGAUUUUUUUAAAUGUUAAAUGUGGUGCGGAACGAAUCGUAACAUUCGAAACCUUAGUUAGGGUGAUGAUUUCUUAGACAAAAAAACACUUCCUGACCCCUCAUCCUUUGUCAUCUUAAAUAUUGUUGGCAAAUCUCAUGAUUCAAGAGCCAUUCGCUCAUUUAUAAGUUUGCUUUUCUUUUCUUUUCCGAAUGAAUGUAAAUUUUAUUCAAUCAAAAGCUAUGUACAACUAGUGCUUCUAGAU